Messenger RNA from Alexandromys fortis (reed vole), 1141 nucleotides. RefSeq names its product triggering receptor expressed on myeloid cells 1-like. The record is from RefSeq and is a predicted model, not a curated record. The transcript is spliced from 4 exons. Lineage: Eukaryota; Metazoa; Chordata; Mammalia; Rodentia; Cricetidae. The coding region runs from base 219 to 914 and encodes 231 amino acids. Gene Ontology annotation, biological process: neutrophil chemotaxis; chemokine production; neutrophil-mediated killing of gram-negative bacterium.
UUUCAGAAGCCUCAGCACAAAGCCUGUGCUGGAGGAGCCACAGAACCACACAGGCCUUGCUCAGCUUCCCUCUUGUUCUCGGUGUUCCAGCUUCCUCAGCAGUUCACCCUGCACUGGCUGUGGGGGCUGCCUGGACCCUGCCCUGCCCUGGUCUCCUCUCCUCAGAGCAUCCCUCCCUCCUUCCAUGCUUGCUCCCCUACAGCUCGAGAAGAGGACCCAUGGCCUGGGAGGACACAUACCUGCUAUCCCCCAUUCUGCUGGUGCUCCUGGUCUCAGGCUGUUGCACAGAGGACACAGAGUUAUUGCAAGCAGUGGAGGGCCAGAUCUUUCUUGUGAAUUGCCGGUAUAAUCGCAGCCAACAAGUCAACAUGAUGAAGGUGUGGUGUCAGAAAACAUCAACAGAAAGUUGUAAAGUGUUAGCAUCCAGUCUCAGCACAAAAGCUCAGCAGUCAAAAAUCUUCAUCCAGGACCACCCUGACUCUUACUACUUCACUGUCACCAUGACUACACGCACAGUGAGAGACUCAGGUCUCUAUUACUGUGGGAUCCAUGACAAUCGUGGAACAAUCGCUGUUCUCAAAACCAUCCGCCUGGUGGUGACAAGAGAUUCUUCAGAUAUGUCCACUUCUGACAUCAUAACUACUAUACGCCCAACUAAAGUUGCCAUCCUGGUUACUACAAAAUACCUGCGCAGAGACUGGACUAUGACACAAUCCACAGCUGUUGUCUCUUCUCCUGACCCUGGAGUCACCUUCUCAAACGUGACAAAUAUUCCCAGGGUCUCCAUAUCCAGCAUCAUGGUUCCCAUGGUCUGUGGAGUUCUCAGUAAGACCCUUGUCUUCAAUGUCUUGUUUGCUGUCACAUGGAGGUCAUUUGGAGGACAAACCAUGAAGCCACACAACAAUGGCCUUUGAUUUUAAGUCAUGUCCUUCUCAGAAGAACUGGGGGUGGGGUGGGGCUAAGGAGAGACUGUGACAUAAAUUGAACCUGUAAUCAUGGAUGACAUCUAAGAUCAGAACUCCCCUGCUUGCCCUGCCCUUUCUCCACAGUCCAUCCAUCAUCUUGGGUAUGUACUCUGUACCCUCAGAAAAGGGAUAACAGUGCCCAGCACCACACUGGCUAUUCCACCUGAAUGGAUGAA